AUGGAUGAUCAGAUUCCUUGUGCCGGAGUACAACGAUGUUGCCAUAUGGCCUGGACAUUUCGCGAUCGCGUCGACAACAUCUGUACAGAAUGUGUGAUUCUCGGUGGUCUUCUAGGAGGUGCAACAGAUGCGUUAGUCAAAUCGCCAGCAAUUAUUCAAGGGGACAAGACGCACAAGUUCGCUUUUGUCGGUGAAGAAUGGCAACCAUCAAAGACCACCAUACGUGGAGCGAUUUUUCGUGGUGGACCGGCGUGUCUUCAACUGAGCCUCGACGGAAAGCGAUUGUAUGUCAGCAAUUCGUUCUACAAACAGUGGGAUGCUCAAUUCUAUCCUGAACUCAUCGCAAAGGGCGGUCAAAUAGCGAGAGUCGACAUCGACCAGCAAAUGGAGAUCUCCAAAAGUUUCCUGAUCGAUUUGAGUGAUAUGGAGGGAGGUCCAUACAUGGCACGAGAUCUUCGAUUCUUCACCGGUGACUCAACAAGCGACAACUUCCUGUAG
Molecule: messenger RNA, 498 nt
Organism: Ostertagia ostertagi
Lineage: Eukaryota; Metazoa; Nematoda; Chromadorea; Rhabditida; Trichostrongylidae
Source: the annotation of a GenBank genome assembly